Eucalyptus grandis is the source of this 743-nucleotide messenger RNA. Its product is annotated as senescence-specific cysteine protease SAG12-like. Bases 175 to 735 code for a protein of 186 amino acids. Lineage: Eukaryota; Viridiplantae; Streptophyta; Magnoliopsida; Myrtales; Myrtaceae. The transcript has 2 exons. Gene Ontology annotation, molecular function: cysteine-type endopeptidase activity. Gene Ontology annotation, cellular component: lysosome. The record is from RefSeq and is a predicted model, not a curated record.
CCGGCUACAAGAGGAGGCCCACAAGGGUCCUGUCCUCUGGCGAAAAAACCGUUCAAGUAUGCCAACUUCACCGCCAUUCCAGCUGCCUUAGACUGGCGAACCAAGAAGGCUGUGACACCUGUUAAGGAUCAAGGCAACUGUGGAAGUUGUUGGGCAUUCUCGGCUGUGGCAGCUAUGGAAGGGAUUACCAUGAUCAAGAAGCGGAAGUUGGUGCCACUCUCGGUGCAAGAACUCGUGGAUUGUGAUGAUAACGAUGAUGGUUGCAUAGGCGGGCUCAUGGACAGUGCCUUCGAGUUCAUUGUAAGCAAUGGUGGCCUCACGACUGAGGCGAACUAUCCUUACCAGGAAAAUAAAGGGACCUGCAAUACGGCCAAGGCAGCAAACCCCGCAGCCUCAAUAACUGGAUAUAAGGAUGUGCCCGCCAACAACGAGAAGGCCCUCUUGCAGGCCGUGGCAAACCAGCCAGUCUCGGUGGCAAUUGAGGGGGGCGGGUUUGAUUUCCAAUUCUACUCAACCGGCGUGUUCACAGGCUCAUGUGGGACCGACAUUGACCACGCGGUCACGGCGGUCGGGUAUGGGAAGACCUCUGGCUCUGGCGGGACCAAGUAUUGGCUGAUGAAGAAUUCGUGGGGCACCGGGUGGGGAGAGAAAGGGUACAUGAGGAUCCAGAAGGAUGUGAGCUCUAAGGCUGGUCUCUGUGGUCUUGCCACGGAAGCUUCUUAUCCAACUGCAUGAAGAAAGAA